Molecule: messenger RNA, 821 nt
Organism: Saccostrea echinata
Lineage: Eukaryota; Metazoa; Mollusca; Bivalvia; Ostreida; Ostreidae
Product: protein mono-ADP-ribosyltransferase PARP15-like
Exons: 5
Coding region: 210-821 (203 amino acids)
Biological process (GO): negative regulation of gene expression
Cellular component (GO): nucleus; cytoplasm
Molecular function (GO): transcription corepressor activity
Source: RefSeq, a predicted model, not a curated record
CAGGUCUGCAAAAUGGAAAGAUUGAGCUUCAAGUGAUCAGUGGAAAAUUAGCAGAAUUGCAGGAAAGGGUUGAUGUGAUAGUGAAUACAACGUCACUAAAUUUUGAUCUUACGAGCGGAGCAGUCGGAAUUUCAAUACUUAAUGCUGCUGGUGAUGAACUGAAAAAAGAGUUGGAUGAAAUACCUCACAUUGCCAAAAGUGGUCACUCCAUGAAAAAAAUCGAAUAUGGAGACGUUCGAGAGACUUCUGCAUACAGGUUGAAUUGUAAAAGGCUUUUUCAUGGUGCACUUUUCCCAUGGAGUGAUGAAAAAGAUACGUCUAUAAAAGUUCUUCAAAAUUUUGUAAAAAAUUGCAUUGCUAAAGCGGAUGAGAUGAAAUUCAAAACCAUUGCAUUUCCUGCUAUUGGCACUGGGCAGCUAAAGAUUCCUGCAGAUGUAGUUGCAUCUUGUGUGAAAAAAAUAGUUGAUGAAUAUGUUCAAUUACACCCGAAGACGUCUGUGCAAAAAAUCCUGUUUGUCAUUUACAAAACAGAUGAAGAAAUCUUCAAGGUAUUUAAAACUAUAUUGGAGCCUGAAGAAGAUAAUAGAGAAAAUGAUACGACAACUGCCCUCCAAAGAUAUUCUGUCCGCGGAGAAAAAGACAAUAUCAUUACUGUAAUGCAGUUACUGGAGCGACUGUUUUGUGAGCAUAUUAAGGAAAGAUAUGAAUCAGUAAGUAAAAUAAAAAAAACAAGCAAUCGCACUAUUUACGACAUUUCACUCGGAGAAUUAAUGGAUUUAAAUCCAUUUCUCCGAGUGAAAUGUCGUAAAAUGGAUGUAUGA